CCAUUUUCCUCUUCUUAUAUCCGUUGUAUUAACAAGAAAACAGUAAAUAUAUAUUCAAAUAAACCGAAAAAGAUCGAUAAUGGCGAAAAAGCUUGUCGCAAUGUUCGUGAUGUGUAUGAUCGUAGCAGCAGCAAUGCAGCUACCAAUUGUUGACGCAAAAGUUUCACCAGAUGUUUACAAAAAUUGUUUUACUGGCUGCAAGAAAGAAUGCAUGGACGGUGGCCGUUCUUCGUCUGAUUGCGAAAUGAAGUGUGACCAAGACUGUGCACUGAAGGAAGCUGAGACUAAUAUGGGCCUUGAGGUGAGUCACUAAUGUGAAGCGAAGGAUGCAGCUCUCCUCGGAAUAUAUUUUGUAAGAAGGAAAAACAAUUGUAAUAAAAUAAGUUGAGAGUUGCUUUUUUCUGCAAUUAUAAUAAAAUGACCUAAUUAAAAGGUUUGACAUGUAAAUCUCUUAUAUUAGGUUUGACAUGUAAAUCUCUUAUAUUUUAAAUUUAUGAAACACUAAUCAAUUUUUUGUAUUAA
Messenger RNA from Mercurialis annua (annual mercury), 522 nucleotides. RefSeq names its product major pollen allergen Ole e 6-like. The record is from RefSeq and is a predicted model, not a curated record. The coding region runs from base 80 to 313 and encodes 77 amino acids. The transcript is spliced from 2 exons. NCBI's taxonomy places the organism in Eukaryota, Viridiplantae, Streptophyta, Magnoliopsida, Malpighiales, Euphorbiaceae.